Peronospora matthiolae is the source of this 1347-nucleotide messenger RNA. NCBI's taxonomy places the organism in Eukaryota, Oomycota, Peronosporomycetes, Peronosporales, Peronosporaceae. The record is from the annotation of a GenBank genome assembly.
AUGACCAUCAAGACGGACACGACGACCGCUUCAACUUGUGCUGCUCCAGAAGACGCUGCUGCAAGUCCAGCGCUCCUCCCGCCGGUCGCAAUCGAGCCUCUUCCUUCAGACGGUACUAUUGCAGCAGCUGGUGAAGAACCACUGGUCAAGAAACGUCGGACCAAGAACUUCCAGCUGCGUGAAGACCUGGCCAAAGCCCGGGGCGCCAUGACCGUCUACGUCCCGGUGUUCGAACCCUUGACGUUUGACACGUGGGACGAGUUCAUCCAGACGUGGAAUGGCUACAUGAGUCGCACCAAGACCAUGUACCGACGUCGCAGUUCGUCCACUACGACCUAUUGGAACAGCAAGCACAAGUUCAAAAAGUAUCCCGUGCCCGAAGAUUUCAAGUACGCGACGAUGGCGUAUUGGUGCACGCACGGGUGUAUCCAGCCGUCACGGGGCCAUGGCGUCCGGACGCACUUGCACAAUCGGUACACGGGCUGCUCGGCGCGAAUCACCGCUGACGUGGUGUUUGAGAUGGUGGCGGGAGAUCCCAGUAAAGUGCACUGGCUGGUUCGCGUGCGGAAUCAGAUUGCGCAGCACAACCAUCGCAUUAGCGAUGAGAUUUACAACUGCUAUACCAACAACAGCUCCGUGCCAGAUGAACUGUUGUUGGGCCGAGAUGCUGAGCAACAUAUUAAGAUGAGGAUAAAGCAGGGAAUGGAUGAUGCAGCGUAUGAGCCGUCGAACGUGGAGAUGGAUGCAAUGGCAGUUGAUCCGGCGUUCUCGCUUAGGUCUCCUCCUGACUCGAAGGUGGAUGUAAAGACGGACUUGAUGGCGACGGCGCCCACAGCUGUCUCGGCAUUGCUGCUCAAGGAAGCGCUGGCUAACGAGCACAAAAUGAAUAUGGCAGUCUCGGAGAUGCAGCCACUGAUUGAUGAGCUGAAGAACACUCCGUCGCGUGUGAUCCACAAAAGACUGCAAGAUGUGUCGGAGAUGGUCGCACAUCUGCAAGCAAAGUGGCACCAGGAUCGUGUUGCAGAGGACGCUGUGCAAGCUCAUGCUAUCACGCCCGUUUCUUCUUUGCCUGCAGCUGAACAAAUCGCAGCUGCUCCAAGCGAGGCGCCCGGCAAGUCAACAGUCAACAGUAUUUCCUCGGUAGCCAGUUUGCCCCCAGGCGCCGCUUACUACCUGGCACCACGGGUGGAUCAGAUACCAACUGAAUCAAACCAAGUCGCUUUGCCAUCUGCCGCUACUGACAGCAAGUCGGGUGAUGAAGCCGCUUCAUCCAUGAGUGACCGUGAACACUCGGAAAAAAGCGAACCGGUGGUUGAGAACCAGCGUGGUCUUUCCGAAGCUGUUUGA